AUGGGUGUAGAGAACAGAAAUAAAAUAGUGAUAGCAGCCUCAGAGGGUUUCGACAGGACUAUGUGCAGGAAAAUUCUUGAAUGCAUAUUCAGGAAAACAAAUGUAGACAUUGAAUGGAGGAUUCCAGGAAAGGCGCAGACGACCAAUAGCGGAGGGGAAGGGAGUGGAAAACAGAAAAGGACAAACAAUGUAUUAACGUUAAAGAGUAAUGGGAGCACGUACGCGGAGUUAUUAAAAAAGGUAAAAGAAAAUAUUGACAUUAAUAAGUUAGGGGUAAACAUCAAAAAGAUAAGGAGUAUAGGAGAGGAAGAAGUGCAACUUGUACUAGAAGAAGGAAAUGGGAAAGCAAAAAGUUUUAUGGAGGAAGUGGCAACUAAAUGUAACGAUGUUAGUGUUUCGAUUAGAACGUACGGACAGAUAAUAUACAUCACUGGAAUUGAAGUGACGGCGACGGAAGAGGAUAUAAAAACUGCGAUAACCAACGUAGUAGAGAUAGGGGAGGAGGACAUUCAAAUAAAGUCAAUUAAGGAGGGUAAAUACAAGGAAAAAACUGCGGUAGUGCAACUACCAAAACAAGCAGCCAAGACACUGGUCCGGGAAGGUACUAUCAAAAUAGGAUGGUCAGACAAUAAACCAACAGAAACAAAUUCAGUAACGACAGAAAUGGAACACGAAGACGCCACUGGAAAAGACGAAGAACACAUCAAGGAUAAUGAACAACAACAACAGCGACAAGAACAAAAACAACAAGAACACCAACAACAACAACAACAAGAACAAAAACAACAAGAACACCAACAACCACAACAAGAACACCAACAACAACAACACCAACAACAGUAA
This is a messenger RNA of Phyllotreta striolata, 843 nucleotides long. Lineage: Eukaryota; Metazoa; Arthropoda; Insecta; Coleoptera; Chrysomelidae. The record is from the annotation of a GenBank genome assembly.